Messenger RNA from Carassius auratus (goldfish), 1897 nucleotides. RefSeq names its product G1/S-specific cyclin-E2-like. The record is from RefSeq and is a predicted model, not a curated record. The transcript has 10 exons. Lineage: Eukaryota; Metazoa; Chordata; Actinopteri; Cypriniformes; Cyprinidae. The coding region runs from base 203 to 1147 and encodes 314 amino acids.
UCGUGCAUGUGGAAACAUUUGUUAGUUCAACCUGACCAAUUUAUCUAUUCCUGUGGCUUUAAUUGGAUGCUGGCAAGCUAGAUCUGUGGAUGGAAACACACAUACGAUAGCAAGAUUAAAGAAAGAGUGCAACAAGAGGAGAACAUCAAUAAAAAAGUUUAACCACUCUCAGAAUGUAAGGAGGCAGAUUGAUCUGAGCAGCAUGAAUGAAGUUGUGUCUGACUCGUCUGAUCAAGCUCCAGAUGCACAGCCAUCUCCACUCCCAACACUCAGUUGGGGCAGCUCAGAGGACGUUUGGAGGAAAAUGCUGAUUAAAGAGAUAAAGUACAAACACAGCAAGAGCAGUUUAGACAGACACCCAUCGCUGCGACCCAAAAUGAGAGCCAUGCUGCUCGAUUGGCUCAUGGAGGUGUGUGAAUCGUACGUACUUCACAGACAGACCUUCUAUCUGGCUCAGGACUUCUUUGACAGGUACAUGUUGUCCCAAAGUGACGUGCAGAAGAAUCAACUGCAGCUCAUAGGAAUCACGGCUCUGUUCAUCUCCUCCAAAAUAGAGGAAGUAUAUCCUCCAAAAAUCACUGAGUUGGCUUUUGUGUCUGACGGAGCAUGUCUGGAGGAGGAGAUCCUGCAGAUGGAGCUGAUCAUGUUGAAGGCGUUAAACUGGAAUCUUUGUCCAGAGACUGUGCUCUCGUGGAUGAAGCUCUACAUUCAGAUCGCAUCGCUGUAUGAAGUCACCAAUCUAUUAGAGCCUCAGCUUUCUCAGGAAACCUACAUUCAGAUCACACAGCUCUUAGAUUUGUGCAUCCUUGAUAUCAACUCUUUGGACUUUAAAUAUGGAGUCUUAGCAGCGGCGGCUUUUAGCCACUUUAUGUCAGCUGAUGUCGUCCAAAAAGUAUCGGGACUGAAGUGGGAGGCCAUUGAGACCUGUGUGAACUGGAUGGCUCCUUUCGUGGAGACCAUGAUGUGUUAUGAGAGCGCACAGCUGAGAGAAUUUGGCCAAGUGCCUUCUGAGGACAGACACAACAUUGAGACACACGUGGACUACCUCUGCAUGCUGAAAGAGGCUCAGGAGAAGCAGUCAAAAAGCCUGGAGCCCUUAUUCCCACCAACACCACCCAGCAGUGCUGAGAAACCCAGCCAACACUAGUGUUCAUUCAGCAGGAUCAGUGAACUGUGAUUUUUACUGUCACUCUAGCUCUAGACUUCAUCUCGAGCUCAGGUCAUUCAACAUAAUAUGUGCACUGCUAUUUAAGUAGCAAAAUAGACUUCAAGAAACAACACUGUUUUAUAUUCUGAAUAAACAUUCCCUGUGAUUAUUAUGGUUCUUAUACUUAAAAAUAUAGUGCAAAUAAACAAGAGCAGGCCUCAGAAUUUGUGUAGGAAUUUUGUACAUUUUCUAUUUUAUUUUUAUGUUUUUCUCUGGAGUCUAAAUGAUGACUUCCUAAAAUUUGAUUAAUGAAAAUAUCAAAUUUCCUGCCAGUCCAAUGUUCAUUAUACAGCAUAGGGUUAAUUUGUAUAUAGAAUGUAAUAUGUUUACAUUUUCUCAUUUCAACUUUACCAAAAGCAUUAAAUUGUGCAUUUGAUUGUUCUUUAUUGACACAUAAUUGUGAAAAUUAGAUGUGUGUCAAUGUGUGUGAGUCUGUAUACAUUUGUAUAUUUUAAAAAUAGGACAAAACAAAUUAGCAUAGCCAUAUUUAUUUGACAAGUUAAAAAAAAAAAACCAGUAAAAAAAAAAACACUCCCUUGGAAUGAAAUUAAAAGUAGAGUUUAGCCAAGGCCUGUAGGAAUUUCUUCUGCCUUUUUUGUGCUGCAAGCUUCAGGACUUCCUCUGGAUUACUGGAGUUUAACUCUGUCUAUCCAAUGGCCUUGAUCUGUGUUCAAAAAGAUUAACCAUCAU